Molecule: messenger RNA, 630 nt
Organism: Brugia malayi
Lineage: Eukaryota; Metazoa; Nematoda; Chromadorea; Rhabditida; Onchocercidae
Exons: 2
Coding region: 1-630 (209 amino acids)
Source: RefSeq, a predicted model, not a curated record
AUGUCAGGAACUGUUGAAGUUGUUGCAGUUGUUGUUGAUUUUGAUGUCGUAGAGGACACUGUUGAAGUUGUUGCAGUUGUUGUUGAUUUUGAUGUCGUAGAUGAUACUGUUGAAGUUGUUGCAGUUGUUGUUGAUUUUGAUGUCGUAGAGGAAACUGUUGAAGUUGUUACAGUUGUUGUUGAUUUUGAUGUCGUAGAUGAUACUGUUGAAGUUGUUGCAGUUGUUGUUGAUUUUGAUGUCGUAGAUGAUACUGUUGAAGUUGUUGCAGUUGUUGUUGAUUUUGAUGUCGUAGAGGACACUGUUGAAGUUGUUACAGUUGUUGUUGAUUUUGAUGUCGUAGAGGACACUGUUGAAGUUGUUACAGUUGUUGUUGAUUUUGAUGUCGUAGAGGAAACUGUUGAAGUUGUUGCAGUUGUUGUUGAUUUUGAUGUCGUAGAGGAAACUGUUGAAGUUGUUGCAGUUGUUGUUGAUUUUGAUGUCGUAGAUGAUGCUGUUGAAGUUGUUGCAGUUGUUGUUGAUUUUGAUGUCGUAGAGGACACUGUUGUUGGUGAUGAUUGUUGGAAUGAAGGCUAUAAUAAUAUGCCGUUAAAUAUGAUGAAGUCGGUGAAAACAUCGGAAGAUUGGAAAUAA